Messenger RNA from Penicillium samsonianum, 225 nucleotides. RefSeq lists its product as uncharacterized. NCBI's taxonomy places the organism in Eukaryota, Fungi, Ascomycota, Eurotiomycetes, Eurotiales, Aspergillaceae. The record is from RefSeq and is a predicted model, not a curated record. The transcript is spliced from 3 exons. Bases 1 to 225 code for a protein of 74 amino acids.
AUGGCCGCCCAACCCGAACCCGAUAUCGUUUUGUACGACUUGGCCUGCACCAAUAACCGCAUUCGCCUCAUGCUCAACUAUAGGAAUAUCCCUUACAAGGCCGUCUUCCUCGGGGUUCCAGAUAUUGAGCCCACGCCAAAAGUACUUGGCCUAGUCCCGGGGCAAUCCGCAUCAGGAUCCAAAUACACUGUCCCCGCAGUCCAUCAUGUGCCAACCAACACAUAA